AUGUGUGAAGGGCCAUCCAGGAUUUCUGGACCCAUUCCUCCAGACCCUACGCUCUUUCCAAACUAUUACAAACGCCCUUUCUCAGCUCGAGGGAGGCUGGAAGGGAAUGCUCAGAAGCUGGAUUUUACCUCUGGCCCCCUGGACCCGUUUCCCAACGCAUACCCAGCUUUGGGCAGCGCCCGCCAGAUCCAGCCAGCCCCUCGCAUUCGCCCCAGUGGAAAGGACUUCCUAGAGAAGGGACAGAGGGGGACACUCAGUCUCCUGCUGCAGCUCGAAGGGAUCUCCCUUGGCGAGGGGCUGCCAGUCAAGAGGCCUGAGGGGUGAAGGCUGCGUCUCCCCUUAAAAGACCCCGAGAAGGAGAGUGUGAGGCGGAUAAAGGAGAUUCAGAAGAAGUGCAAAGAGAAGGAGCGAGCCCAAGAGCACAGCCAGCCCAAGCCUGUGAAAGCUCUGUGGAAAUCCCAGAAAUAUGAAAACGUGGAGUCAAAGGUGAAGGCUAAACUGCAGGAGAGCUCCCCACCUCCAAAUCCAGAGGCUCUGAAAUUCCUGAGGGCGUAUUCUCGCUGUGGCCCUGGGAUCAAGCCGUGCAGACCGCUCUCCCCAAGGCCUGCCGGAAUGAAAGCAGGAGCAGACACAGAGGUUCCAGCGGCGCUGGGUGCUGAAACCAAGAUCCAGGUGGAGGGCAAGAGCAUCGACUUCAUUAAGCACAACGCCCGCAACGCCAAGCGGGCCCCGCUGCGCCGCUCCCAGUCCCUGCAGGCGCUGGCCGAGCUGCUGGAACAGAAGCACCGGGAGCAGGAGGAGUACAACGCCAAGCAAAAGGGCCACGUCCCCCAGUACCUGCUGGAGAGGAAGGAGCUGUGGCGCAGACAGAUGGAGGAGCGGCUGCAAAACCUGCCGGAUCCCGACACGCCACCCGGUCAUACCAUGAUGCCGGAAGGCGAGCGGCUGGAGACCCUGGGUGAUCUGAAGCGGAGCCAGGAGCAGCUGAUAAAGGACCUGGUGAUGCUACCAGUGCGCGCAGACACCCUCAGCGUGCAGAAGAGGCGAGUAGAGCUGGAGAGGAAGCUCUCCCAGAUCGAGGAGGCCAUCAAAAUUUUCUCAAGGCCUAAGGUCUUCAUCAAGCUGGACUCCUGA
This is a messenger RNA of Balearica regulorum gibbericeps (East African grey crowned-crane), 1134 nucleotides long. The record is from RefSeq and is a predicted model, not a curated record. NCBI's taxonomy places the organism in Eukaryota, Metazoa, Chordata, Aves, Gruiformes, Gruidae.